AUGGCGUGCAAAAACGAGAAGGGGAAAACAUGCGGGUCAGACGACACCUUCUCAUUGUACAAAAGACGAAACCUGUUCAACCACAGAAACAACCCUGUCAAUUAUCACUUCUGUAUGAAUGAAGAAGAGAUUUCAAGUGGCUGUCAAGCAGGCCAAUGUAUGGCUGGAUGGACUGGAGAGUUUUGUGACAAGAGAGACUGUUCAGAGGACAAGGGAGCAUGUGGUCCGAAUGCGACUUGUAGAUCAUUUCAUAGGGCCGAAUCGGAUAUAACAGAAUGCCAAUAUCCUGACAAUUAUGGUUUGAACAAGAAUGGCGAACUCCAAGAGGUGGGUUCAGUGAUGACGAGCAAGUUGGAAUACAUCGGCUGCUUUGCACUUGUGGUGCACAGCUUGGUCAGACCAGUUUACAGCAGAGUGUUGUGUGAGAGAUUCUGUGUUGAUAUACCAAGUACCUACCUUAUUGGACUCAGUAGAAGAAAGCACAAUUUAGAUCGGACUCGGUAUCAGGAACUUGAAAGUUUAGUACCGAUAUAUCGGUAUCGGAAAUGUGAAAAAUCCGAUGCAGACAUAAAUCCCAAUAUUUAUGAUCAAAACAGGGCAGGAUUUAUCGGACGUGUGUUAACCCUGGAGGGUAGAAUGUGUUUCUGCGUUGAAAAAGCUUCCUACCCAGUAUCAACAAAACCUGCCAUGUUGAUAACACAUGCACUGAUCGAUGCUGGCUCUGUAGUUCCUGAUGAUGCGAAAGUUUUCAAUAAUUUAUUUUCAUUAACCAUAGAAUUAUGCAUGAAGAUCUGUGCUGAAAACUCAUUACCAUUGGCUUAUCUCACAGUUACUAUAUUUCAUAUCAAAUGA
Molecule: messenger RNA, 852 nt
Organism: Helobdella robusta
Lineage: Eukaryota; Metazoa; Annelida; Clitellata; Rhynchobdellida; Glossiphoniidae
Exons: 8
Coding region: 1-852 (283 amino acids)
Cellular component (GO): plasma membrane
Source: RefSeq, a predicted model, not a curated record